AAGUUGUCAAAAUUUACGACGUUUUCAGUCCUCUUUUAUGGAAUCAGUUUUGGAAAAGAGAAGCUUUGAAAAGUCGGUGACUUUAUUUCCAGCAGUUGAUCCCCGCAUGGUUUCCAUGUUGCAUCACUGCACCUGGGUCAAGUAAUCAUCCAUAAUAAACCCAAAGGAGACAAAUAAGGCCUUUGAAAAUGGCAGAUGACCUGUAACUUGUCACCAUGGUUACCACACUGGCUGAUGUUCCCGCCCAUGUGGUACCUCCCCAGGGGGUUGAGCUGAAGCAGUCAGGGGUGUGUGACAAUGAAACAGGUGCAUGGUGUACAGAGAAGCUUGCAGGAGGCAGCAAAUUUGGACCCUUUAUUGGGAGAACUCUUCAGGAAGGGAAGGAGAAGAAGGUUGACUUCAGAUAUGCCUGGGAGGUUUAUGACCCUGACACGCACAAGCUGCUUCACAUUGUGGAUGCCACAGACCCACAGCAUGGUAACUGGAUGAGAUAUGUGAACUGUGCCCGCUACCUGGAGGAACAGAACCUGGUUUCUGUGCAGGAGGGCUCACAUAUUUUCUACAGAGCUAUUAGGGAUAUUUCACCUGGUGAAGAGCUUCUAACGUGGUAUUCGAAGGAAGAAACCCUAUCCAAGAGAAAGAGAAAAGAUAGUGUGAAAAGUCAGCCAGAACCAUCUAGUCCACCAAAGGUUCGCAAGAAACCUGGUCCAAAGCCGAAGAAGGAAAGACUUGAGACCACAGUGGCUGAUAAUGUCUCUGGUGAAAACAGUCAGGGAAUGAAGGACAGUGUGAAAGCCAAGGAGAAAGUUCAAGUCCAUGAGAAGGGAUCAAAAGGGAAAACUGAAGUGGACACUGUUUCACCAAGCCAGAAAUACAAGAGAAGUCAUGAGGGAAAGAAUCAACAAGAAGGGAACGUCAAGAAACGAAAGAGGAAGAAAGCAUUGAGUGAUGAUUUUGUGGAAGGUACAAACUUGGAACAACUGGUUAAUAUCAGUAACCAAACCAUAGAUGAUGGUGUGAAGGAAGGGGUUAUUAAGGGUCACAGCAAGGUUUCGGAAGGUCAUAUUGGUGGUAAAAGUGUACGUGGGUCUAAAGGCGGACGUGGUGGGAAGAGCCCCAGGAAGGCAAGUAACUGUGGCACUAGCAUGAUCUCUCGUGGUACAGGUAGAGGCCGUGGCAAGGCAUCAGUAUCCGGCGCCGGCAUGAAAAGCCCUAAGAAUCUUUAUAAAGCUGCACUAAAUGAUGAAGAUAAGACGAAAGGAAAAGGUGAGGGUAAAGGUCGAGGACGAGGCCGUGGAAGUGGCAGAGGGAAAGCCAUGAGCCCAGUGGUCAAGGUGAAGAAGCUGAAGGAAGAUUCGAUGACAGUAAAUGAUGACAAUAACAAAAAGGUAGCUGAUAAACUGUGGUCUCUGGUAAAAGCUACUAGUUUCGGGAUGAACUCUGCAGCCAAGGAAGGUGAGUACAGCUUUGAGAUUCUGACUCAUCACAGCAUCACCGGAAGAUGGGGGAAGAAGCUGUACCAGUGUGACAUUUGUUCUGGUGUUUAUCGCCAUGCCUUCAGUUUAAAGCGUCAUUACCUGCGCAAUCACAUAUACUGUUAUUACCUGUCUGAGGCUGAUGUGUCAAACUGCAAGAUCAUUAUCAGCCAGCAGGAGGGACUGAUUAAAAACAAACCCAAAAACCUCCCACCUAAGACUGGUAAAUAUUUGGAGGAAAAACAGACUGAGAAAGACACGCGGAAAAGUGAUGCAAACAGCUCAUUGGCUAAGACUGAUGUAUCUGGCGAUGAAUUGGCCAGUGAAACACAGGUUAGACCUUCAUUGCAAACUCGUCCUCAUCCUGUUCUGUUUCCUGGACUGUAUCGCUGUAAUGUUUGUAACAAACUGUUUGACUAUAUAGAAGAUUUGAAGUCCCACACCAAGGAUCAUCCAACUGUUCCCACACAAAAAAUGUUUGCCUGCAACCAGUGUGACAUGAAGUUUGCCUACAAACAGAACCUCAUGAGACAUCAGGCCGUCCACACAGGUGUUCGGCCAUAUGUGUGCAAAACAUGUGACAGAAACUUCCCUACCUCAACUAGUCUGAAGACACAUGAGAGAGUCCAUGCUGGGAAGGCUCCAAAAUGCAAACACUGCAAGUCGUCAUUCACAUGGAGGGUGGAAUUGAAAAGGCACAUGCAGAAGCUGCAUCCUGAAUAUCUCCAUCAUUGCCCGUACUGCAGGAAGAGCUUUCUGGCAAGGAAGGCUUUCCAGCGACACUUGACCACUCAUGAAGAUGAUCCCAUCGAUGUCAAGGAUGAUGUGUCCUUCGACCCACCCCCAUCUCAAGUGCCUAAAAAACAAGCAGCAGUGAGCAGAAAAGGUAAAUCCAAGUCACCUAAGAAGAAAAAACCUUUUGCUAAGCAAACCAGAAAUAAACGCAGACAUUUUAAAUUCUCUUGCACAGUUUGCAAGAAACGCUUCCACAACUACGUGAAUAUGUGUCGUCAUAGGCGUUUAGCACAUCCAGAACUGGCCAAGCUGGAGAAGGUAGCCGUUACAAAAGAGAUUAAGACUGAUGAGAUUAAAGUGGAGCCACAAAGUGAAGAAGAACCAGAGUGGCUUCCAUGUGACGCUACUUUCUUUGCUGGAGUAGCGGAUAAUAUUGCUUACAAUCUAUGCAACCAUAUUGAUGGUGGCGUGCUGGCUUUGGAGAAGUUUUCAACACACAUCAAAAUCCAAGACUAUAAAUCUGUGGCAGCAGUACAUGAAAAACCAGAACUCGCACUAAGAGACAAAAUCUGGACUCGCUACAACUUUCCCUCUGGCUAUGAACCCAUCAUGACAGAUGAGGAGGUGAAGGAUGGAACUGUGGUCCCCAUUCGUAAACCGACAAAGGAUGACACAAAGACAGAUCAAGGCUGCAGUGAAGCCAGUAGUCCCACGCAAACACCACAUGUGCUGAAAAUCCCAGAGUUCCAUCGCUGCACGGUAUGCAACUGUGUCUUUUCUAACUCAGAAAGUUACCAGAGUCAUAUGCAGCAGAAGCAUGAUAACGCAUGUGAAGACAGCGGUCUGGCUGAACUAGAGAACAGUGGUGACCAUGUUAAGGGGGAAACACAGGGGGAAGGUGACGCGGGUCUUGUCCUCAGUGUAGAGGAUGAAGCAAGGGGUAGUGGUUCAGAAGGUCAUAGCCCUUUCCACCAAUAUCAAGAUAUAGCCUUUGGUAAAAACGAUGAUUUGAAAUUCAUAUGUGGUGUGUGCAAGAAGGAUUUUCCAAAUGCAUUAGACCUGGGGUUUCACCAGUACAAGAAACACCCAACAAUAGACUGUACCUUUCUAGAGGUUGAAGGCGAAUCAUCCAUAGACUCGUUGUUUUAUCCAGUGCCCACACAGAUUGGCGAACUUGCUGAGGCUAAGAAAAAGCCUUUGGAUUCCAGGGAAAACCAUUCAUUUACGUGUACGCGUUGUCUUAGUCAUUUUAGUACUGUGACGCGGCUGUACAUUCACAUCAUAAACUGUGCUCCUAAACCGAAAGUGAAACCUCUGCCGGCAGAACCAAAAGGCAGUUUGCAAACCAGAGAAGUCCAGUGGCGAAAAUCCAAGUCUGAGAGUGAUGCCAGUCGGGAAAUCAAUGGGGAGAAAAGUAGGAUGUUUAAGGGCUGUCGCAAGAGAAUGGUGUCAACGUUACCUGAGCCUGACGUUUCUCGUGGAGCUAUCCGACGACGUCAACGUGGAGGUCUAUUGUACAACCCAAGAAAUCAUGUAAGACGACGUGAAAUGACGGAAGUUUUAGAGCGACAUCAGUGCAAUGGCUGCGGGUGUAAGUUCCAGACGAUAUCUCUGUUAGAGAGGCACAUUCGGAAGUGUGACGAAAAGGAAAAACUAAGGAGCGUGAAACCUCUAAAACGGAGUGCCUGCGACCAGAUGUCGCCCAACUCUAAACUUACUUGUCGUUAUUGCUCGCGUCAGUUCACUUACCUCAAAUUCUUAGUGAAUCACUAUCGGGACUUCUGCCGAAUCAGAAAAGAAAAGUUGUCUUGUGGGACACUUACAGACGACGAUUUCAAAGAUGAGGACCGGAUCAAAGCAGCAGCUCUUUCGGCAGCGAACCGCGAACUGGAACGACGAGAGUCUAGCGAGGUGGCCCUCAAUGGAGAAGGGGGCGGUCAAGAUGGGCGGGUGAAACGCGGUUGGCCGCGAGGAAUGAAACGUAAAAAAGGACGCAAAAAUCACUGCUGGACCUAUAUCAAGAAGCGGAAGUCCUCGGACGGAUCGUCUCCAUCUCCAGGAAGUGCCUGGCCCAGCAAAGUUUUUCCGGGAGAACGUCUAUCCUCAUCAGCUGUUUUGCCAUGUAGACUAGAUUUUGAGGAUACGUUCAAAGACUUGAAGGUUGAGGCACCAGAAUUUUCUGAUACCAGCAAUUCUAAUAUCGCUGAAGAGAAAUACGCAGAGAAGGAUAAACAUUUCAGGGAGAGAGCUCCUGAGCGCCCGUCAGGCAAAAUCGCCCGCAGCAAUGAUCAUUUCGAAAAACAUGCCAACAAGUUGUUUAACAAGAAGAGAAAAUUAACUCUUCUAGACACAAAAGUAAAGAAUCGCACUCUGAAUGACACUGAGCUCAAAGACAGGACGGCCUUGGAAACUUACUUUAUACCCAUUCCACAUACGUGUAGUAUACCGACGAAAGCUCAGAAGUCCAAAUCCAUACCCAUACCUUCGUCUGCACUCAUUGAUUCCAAAGAGUCAGUAAAAAUAUGUGAUACCACUGAAGCUAAGGGAAAACUAACUGACAGGUGUAGAAAUAGUCUUUACCAAGAGGGGCUUACGGUAAAACCUUUACAAAGAUGUGAAAAUGAUGAGAUGAAGGAAGACAGUUCUGAAGAAGGUAAACCUGGCGGAUGCGCGACAGAUCCACUUGAUUUAUCAGCGACAUUGACUGAACAUGUUUCAGGAAUGGAUCUCGAUGAAAAACCCGUAGUUGAUGGUGUUAAGUUGACCACGGAUUUCUCGGAAACUCUUGGACUUGCAGCAGUGGAAAAACCAAUCGGGCCUCGCUGUCCUAGUCCAGUCAGUAUCAAACCAGAAGUCUCUGAAACUGAAAUUUGCGAUAAUCCACUCAGUGUCAAACCAAAAAUCUCUGAAACUGAAAUUUGCGAUAAGGACGCGAACUCCAGCGAUGAGGAUAACACUGUAUUGGCUAAACUGGUGAGUAUCGACGCAAAGAAAAAACGGCGAGCAACUGGACUGAAACUCGUGAUAAACUCUGGGGAUUCGAUGCCCCCUAAAACACAAGAUCAUCCUGAAAGUAAAACAACGAAAACGCUAGUACAAUCAACAAUACCCAGCUUAUUUUCUGCCACGAAAACACCGAAACAGAAAAAUAAAGCUGUUGUAGUCAAGAAAACGGAUUCAGCGCCUCCGUUUGAGGAAAUUCACAAAAUGCUCGACGCUCUUCAGAGCCCGGACCCUAUGGACGUUGAAGACCUAUUUAACUCAACGUCUUUGGAGAAACAAGAAAGUAUAAGCGAAAACAGCUGUAGCUCUGAAUCCGUAGUGAGUAGAUGAACUGAAUUUUCUUUGCACAUGAUACAAGUAUGUUACAAAACCUAAAGGACAAAAGAUUUGAAUGCUGUGGACAUUUCUCUUUUCACGUUUUCAUAUUGUACCGAGAUAACUUUAAGAAGAUAUGAUUUAAUCUGCAGUAUAGCGGAGCAAAAAAAGUCGUCAUAACACUGUUGCCAGACUUCUCCUUCGUUAUUCCGUUUCUGUCUUAUACAUCAUGUUCUGCAGUUUGGGAUACCUUCUGCCUGUUAUUCAUAAGAUUAUUUGCCACAGAUAUUGCUCGGUUUCUUUAUUAAAACUUACAGGCGUUGUACAUAGUACAAUAUUAGUCAUAUAUGGCGCAGUACCAAACAGGUAUGUGGAUAAUUAUGAUGCAUUGCAGGGAUUAAAAGAUCCACUUGGACUAAGGUUUAUUGUUAGAUUGACGAAAAAAACGCGAAGAGAAUCGUUGUUGAUUGGCUGAUAUUGGAGAUAUUGUCAUGGAAGCUCUUGGUUUAACCAUACUUGCGUACGAGGUGUACUCUGAUUCUGUACCGUGCAUCUACUAAUAUUUCAGCUUGGCCUAUGCUUGUGUUUUCUCUUACAACAAUCAGUCCCGAUUCUCUUUAUUUAAAUGUCUUUAGACUUUCUCUCCCAGUGUGUCCAUUUCAAUAGUAGUUAAUGAAUACUGGACAGAUGUAUAUUUGACCCUCUUAUGUUAUAGUAAGAAAUUUGAGUUCAAGUUUUAUUUUAAUAUGUAUUCCAUAUUUUCAUUUGCAAAAGUCAAUGCAGGUCAUUAAUUUAUUUUCAACUUAGUUUUUCGUCUGUUAUAAAUUAGUGAAUAAUAUUUAUGUGUGAAACGGUUGAGUGAAAGGCUCAAGUAUUGUGUAGCGCAAAUAUAUAAAAAGCUUCACAUUUGUUUGGGUCGUUAUUCGAGGUUUUGCGAAGAAACUGGAAAGUUGCUGACAUUUGUGACUUAGUAUAUAAAAUUGCCCCAAACCACAGGCUUCGUUACUACAUACCUGUAGUCUGUUCCCAUGCAGGGCAAUUAUAAAUUACACAAGAAAGCAGGUCCUCCAGCGUAUGGCGUUUAAAUUUGUCACUGUGUACGCCCAUUCAUUAAUUCUUAGUUCCUGUCGUGUGAGUAGUGAUAUAUAGAAAAUUGUUGUGUUUUUUGUAUCCUGUAAUUAUAUCUUUCUGUUGGCAUAUAAAGUUUCUGAAGCAAGUUGCAUGAAAAAAUAACAUGUUGCAACAUGAUUGUGUAUAUUUGUUUCAACAUGUUACAGGUUGAAUGUUGCGUUUCAUCAAGGUCGAUUUUCCAUGUAGCAAAGAAGUCCUUCGUCAUUUUUUCUUCAGGUUGCUUUUUUAUUUUCUUGGUAGGAAUUUUUAAAAGGCCUGUAUGGAAAUUGAAUUCUAGGAAAGGUGAUUGUUAUUGAUUAUUAUCAGUCAUUAUUCAAAGAAUACGAAAUAUGCAGCAAACUUAACUUGGUACAUUCAUCUCUACUCCUACCCAUGUAGUGGCACACACUUGGGUGUACCCUACACCACCUCAAUGAAUGAUGUCAGGACAUACGAGAGGCUUUAUACAGUUCAUAUAUCCCAUAUCCGAUGGAAAAUUGAUGCAGAUUAUCAUUUGGCUUGUCUGUUUUCUAGUAGGCUUUGGUAUUUUUCUUUGUUUCUUUUGCUUGAUACCCAUAGUGUUAUCCUGAUCACUCACUGGACCUUGCACGGUUCAUACAGCUAGCUGGAUCAUGCACGGUGCCUGCAACUAGGUGGAUCAUGCACGGUUCAUAGAGCUAGGUGGAUCAUGCACGGUACAUGCAGCUAGCUGGAUCGUGCACGGUACAUGCAGCUAGCUAGAUCCUACACGGUUCAUACAGCUAGCUGGAUCAUGCACGGUACAUGCAGCUAGCUGGAUCAUGCAUGGUGCCUGCAACUAGGUGGAUCAUGCACGGUUC
Liolophura sinensis is the source of this 7477-nucleotide messenger RNA. RefSeq lists its product as uncharacterized. Lineage: Eukaryota; Metazoa; Mollusca; Polyplacophora; Chitonida; Chitonidae. Gene Ontology annotation, molecular function: protein binding. Gene Ontology annotation, biological process: regulation of gene expression. The record is from RefSeq and is a predicted model, not a curated record. Gene Ontology annotation, cellular component: nucleus.